AUGGCUACACCGACGGUAGACUUGCCACCACCGCGUGAAGAAGAGGUUGCAGUUGCAGCGCCCAUGCUGGAUCAUGCCCAAGGACUGGCUUCGGCGAUUGGAGUAGCUGCAGUGGCGGCUGUAGCAGUGGGAGAUGGCCUUACACACGGAUUUGGUAGAGUUGCGUACGGAUCUUCAUACGACAGCCCCAUGGCCCAAGCCCAAGCCCAAGACGACGGCCAACUCUACGGGUUUGAGCCAAAGAGUGCACGUGAAGCAAAGCAACAACAGAGCCUAAGAGAGGCUCAAGAGAAGUGGGAUGCUGCAACCAUAGGAGCGGCAACAAGGAUCGAAACCGUUAUAGCGGCGGAAGGAGGAGGGGGAGAAGAGCCAGAAGGAGCGAAGGGAGGAGAGGGAGGAGAAGGAGGGCGAGAGCCAGAAGGGGUGCACUUGCCUAGAAAAGGCGCUGAUGUGGCAGGUGAGCAGGUCAGAGCUGCUCUUACCCGCUCCCGCGCUGGUCGUUCAAACCCCUCCAGCUCCAAUUCCAGCUCUAACUCCAGCUCAGUCUCACUGUCAGGCGCAUCCCCAUACAUCAACACUACCCCUUCCUCCACACUUGCUACAGUUGGCAACAGCUUCAACUUUACACAAACUGGCCGCGUUACCAAAUCUCGUCAUCGCGUCACUCUUUCAGCACCAAUUGCGGCCUCUCUGGUGAACGCUGCUGUCACAGAAAGUGCCAGACUAUCCUACGAAGCCAAGCUCGCCGCGGCAUUAGCUGCGAGUAUACCUGGAACAAUGGCUGGCAGCCAGUCAAGCACCACGACCACGUCGCUACCCUCAUUAAAGUCGAAUACACUGCCGCCAUUGUCGCAAAAACCCAAAACGAACGGAUCGACACCAGGUAUCAACACCUCGUCUAUCGACAAAGACCAGCCCGUGAUUUCCUUUUGGGGUCCCGAACCAAUCGCUCUGCCUUCCCGCUUCGCGCGCAUCAAGCGCAACCUCAUUCGCGGUCAUGAAGCUGAGCUCGAAGCUAGCUGGGCUCGUCUCAUCACCGCGUUGCAGAAAGAUGUCAGCCAUAUAGAAGAUCUUGGCGCCCACCUGAUUCCUUCAAUCGAAUUUGGCGAUCUUGACGAUUCUGUACAAACUGCCCGCUUUGGUCAUGAUCUGAAGCGAUAUGGCGUUGGUGUCAUUCGCAAGGUUGUCCCCAGGGCAGAUACCGAUACUGCCGUUCGUGAGACGGUCGACUAUCUUGACAGCAAGCGCCAUAUAAAGGCACUACAGCACGACCCGGCUUGUUUCGACUUCUUUUGGACUCCAGCUCAGGUCCGGUCAAGAGCGCACCCUAACGUUCUCAGUGCUCAACGCUUCAUGAUGGGUUUAUGGGAACCGAACCAAGAUGAUCAACUUGUUACCCGGCUUCCUAUUACUUACGUCGAUCGUAUACGUGUACACGGAAACGGGGAGAACCAGUCCAGCAAUUUGAACGUCCCGCCGCUCGAGCCCCCGCAGUCGGCCGAUGACUGGAUCCAAGCUUUACAAUCAUCUGCAGGCAUUACUGCCCAGGUCGACAACGGAUCCCUUGAGCGUUGGGAGCCGGAUGGGUAUCAGCACGCAGGCACCUAUAACCACAUCUUUCAUGGCAAAUGGGAAGACUAUGACCCGUGGAAAUGCACCAGUCGAACGUCUGUGACGACUGAUCUCUAUAACGGUUACGGCGCUUGUACCAUUUUCCGUAUGUUCCAGGGCAUCUUGGCCCUUUCUACCGUCGAGCCCGGCAUGGUACGACUUCUACCUUCGCCCAAACUUGCAACAGCUUAUUACCUUCUCCGACCUUUCUUCACGGCCACGAAUCCUCCACCAGAGAAUCGCACUGGACCCGAAUGGGAGGCGUAUCUCGCUCCCGAUAAUUGGAAGUUGCAAAGAGAGCCUGACUCUAUCAUCCAUGGGGCUGUUCCUGGGCAUGCCCAGAGAAUUACCGAAACAUGGCACCCCCAUCUGCAUCUGAGGAAUAGCAUGAUCACUUUACCUACACUGCAGCCUGGCGACUAUAUAUUCUGGCAUCCUGACCUACCAUACUAUCUCUCCAGCAACAACUAUGGCCUCAAGACACCUAGCGGUAGCAAGAGCGAAGUUAGCAUGCUGGUGUACAUUCCCGCGGCUCCACUCACUCAGACAAACGCCCUUUAUCUUGCGCGCCAGAGAAAAGCAUUCCAACGUGGCCACCCAGGUCCGGAUUUCGACUCGACUGGUCGAGGAAUAGUUGAAGAGGACGCUGAAACACGUCCUGGCGAAAAAGAAAUCGCCGAAGUGGGGGGACCGGCUUCUUUACAGGCUAUGGGCCUUGCACCUUGGGAGGUCGCUGGCACCCGUUCUGGUACGCCUCCCCCCGACAAGGCCAAGCCCAAGGUUAAGGGUGAAGAGGACGUUGAGGAUGUUGAGAUGGAUUGCGAUCCGGAUGCAAAGAGCCUCACAAGUGCAUCAUCUAUUUCUAGAGCCGAGGCCGAGGUCGUGCGCUUAGCCAACAUCAUCCUCUUCCCGGACAGGUCGAUGUUGGGCUAUUCAGUAUGA
Messenger RNA from Fusarium sp. VM40, 2553 nucleotides. The record is from the annotation of a GenBank genome assembly. NCBI's taxonomy places the organism in Eukaryota, Fungi, Ascomycota, Sordariomycetes, Hypocreales, Nectriaceae.